AUGGAAAACGGCCGGGUGGUGGAGCUCGCGUUGGCAGAUUGUGGCCUGACCGGAGCGGUGCCGGCUGAGGUUGGGCGCCUGACUGCGCUAAGGGAGUUAAACGUUGCCCGUAAUGCGCUGACGCUCUUGCCGGCGGAGAUCGGGCAGCUCACGUCGCUGAGGGAGUUGUGCCUCACCGGCAAUCAGCUGACGAGCGUGCCGGCGGAUAUCGGGCAGCUCACCUCGCUUGAGAGGUUGUGGCUUCACGGCAAUCGGCUGACGAGCGUGCCGGCGGAGAUUGGACAGUUCGCGGCGCUGAUUGAGUUGUGGCUCUGGGGCAAUAAGCUGACGAGCGUGCCGGAGGAGAUUGGGCAGCUCACGUCGCUGACGUACUUGCACCUCGGCAGCAAUCAGUUGACGAGCCUGCCGGCGGAGAUCGGGCAGCUCACGGCGCUGACGGAGCUGAACCUCACCGAAAAUCAGCUGACGAACGUGCCGGCAGAGAUCGGGCAGCUCACGUCACUGGUGAAGCUGAACCUCACCAAAAAUCAGCUGACGAACGUGCCGGCGGAGUUCUGGCGGCUCACGUCGCUGGGGGAGUUGUACCUCGACGACAAUCGGCUGACGAGCGUGCCGGCGGAUAUCGGGCAGCUCACGUCGCUGACGUGGUUGGGCCUCUACGGCAAUCAGCUGACGAGUGUGCCGGCUGAGAUCGGGCAGCUCACGUCGCUGGAGUUGUUGCGCCUCAGCAGCAAUCAGCUGACGAGCGUGCCGGCGGAGAUUCGGCAGCUCAGGUCGCUGGAGAGGUUGGAUCUCAGCGGCAAUCAGCUGACGAGCGUGCCGUUGGAGAUCGGGCAGCUCACGGCGAUGACGGAGUUAUACCUCAGCUACAAUCAGCUGACGAGUUUGCCGGCGGAGAUCGGGCAGCUCACGUCGCUGGAGAAGUUGUACCUCGGCGACAAUCGGCUGACAAGUGUGCCGGCGGAGAUCGGGCAGCUCACGUCGCUGUGGGGUUUGUACCUCAACGACAAUCAGCUGACGAGCGUGCCGGCGGAGAUCGGGCAGCUCACAUCACUGGAGAUUUUUCAACUCGAGCGCAAUCAGCUGACGAGCUUGCCAACGGAGGUCGGGCAGCUCACGUCGCUGGUGGAGUUCAGGCUCAGAAGCAAUCAGCUGACGAGCGUGCCGGCUGCGAUACUUGAGCUUGAAGCGGCGGGCUGCGAUGUGGAUCUGGAUGACGGCGUGACGGUGGACGAGUGA
Micromonas commoda is the source of this 1239-nucleotide messenger RNA. RefSeq lists its product with no specific name. The coding region runs from base 1 to 1239 and encodes 412 amino acids. The transcript has a single exon. Gene Ontology annotation, molecular function: protein binding. The record is from RefSeq and is a predicted model, not a curated record. Lineage: Eukaryota; Viridiplantae; Chlorophyta; Mamiellophyceae; Mamiellales; Mamiellaceae.